This is a messenger RNA of Melampsora larici-populina 98AG31, 384 nucleotides long. RefSeq lists its product as uncharacterized. Bases 1 to 384 code for a protein of 127 amino acids. The transcript is spliced from 3 exons. NCBI's taxonomy places the organism in Eukaryota, Fungi, Basidiomycota, Pucciniomycetes, Pucciniales, Melampsoraceae. The record is from RefSeq and is a predicted model, not a curated record.
AUGGCGAUGAUCUCCUAUGGAAUCAACGAUUGGGCCUCAGCCUCGCGACGUGGUGUUCAAACUCUCUCCAGCUCAGCUGUGGAGCUCCUUCAUCAAACGGAACGCCUCUUACAAGCUGGCAUUCGCAAUGUGGUGGUACUUUCACCUCCCAUGAUAUCUGGCCCACUGACACAGUUCAAUGACAUUAUUUGGACCGGUUUGAAGAGCCUCAGAACGCAAAAUCCGUCCAUACAAUUUGCUUAUGUCGAUUUCACUACGCUCUACUCUGCUAUCACUGCCAACCCUCAGUCGUUUGGGUACCAAUCCACUGAUUCAUGUCUUCAGAGUGCCACUAGUACGGCUGGUGCUUGUUCAAAUCCAGAUGUUUACCUCGUAAAUGAUUGA